Messenger RNA from Drosophila suzukii, 3256 nucleotides. Lineage: Eukaryota; Metazoa; Arthropoda; Insecta; Diptera; Drosophilidae. The record is from RefSeq and is a predicted model, not a curated record.
CAGUGUUGGAAAACGCAUGUUUGCUACAUGUGAUAGCGCCGCGCCGGUUUCUUUUUGCGAAUUUUGGACAUUGCGAAUUAUUUAUUGUAAACUGCCGCCCCAGAAUGUCGCUGCAAUUCCAGAACGACUGCGGAGAUUCCGUGAAGCAGGCGAUCAUCGAGGAGCUGCAGAACCUCCUCAGCUCGGACACAAGAGUCCUGCAGCUGGCGGAGAAACGGACAAAGCAGCUGGAGUACACGGAAGGCUAUGGCGUCUACCUGUCCGAGAUCAUCAUGAACCAGGCUCAUGAGCUGCCACUCCGACAGAUUGCGAUCGUGAUGCUCACUCGCUAUGUGGAGAACCACUGGACGGAUGACCAGGCGGGUGGAAAGGCCAAUGGCUGCAUGGCCAGCGAGCAGGCGAAGCGCACCAUACGGAACAUCCUGCACGGACUGUACGACCCCAACUCCAAGAUCCGCUCGUCUGUCGCCCACACCAUCUCCACCAUUGCAGCCACGGAUUACCCACAGGGUUGGGCGGAGCUCUUUGACAUCAUUGUCAAGUGUCUGGGCGGCAACGAGGACUCCAUUCACGGAGCCAUGCAGGUCUUGCAGGACUUCACCUACGAUGUGGAGCAGAUCAAGGAACUGGGUCCGGUGGUAAUACCCGAGGUCUAUCGCAUUUUCGACUCGGAGCAGAAUUACUCCAUUAAGACCCGUGUAUCGGCCAUCCGCAUCCUAAAGCCUCUGUUCGCUUCCAUUGCCACACUGAUAUCCAACAAGGAUGAGCAAGCACCAUGAUGAGCUCCAUUUGACGAAUUUAUGGACAAGCUUAUGCAUUACCUUAGCAUGAACAGCGGUGCCGGAUCGAGUUUCCUCCUCCGCUCGGAAAUCAUCAAGGUGUUUACCCUGGUCAACGAGAUGCCCAAGUACAUAAACCCCUUCAUGGACCGCGUUUUGCCCAGUUGGCAGCUGCUCACCCAGAUUGCCGAGACGUACGUAAAAGUGUCGGUGAACCAGACUGAAACGAAUCCCCUGGCCAGCGGCGACAGCGAGGAGGACGACGAGCAAACCAAUUUCCAAACACUGAUCAUCCAGAUCCUAGAGUUCAUCAACUGCAUCCUGACAUGCAACAAACUACGUGGCAGCAUCAAGAAUGUGCUGGCGGAUCUUAUCUACAUCACAAUCGUAUACAUUCAGCUAAGAGAGCAGCUAGAGGACUGGCAGGAUGAUCCAAAAGUUGUGGACGAUGAGGAUGAUGGUGGCGUGGAGCUGACGGUACGCAUGUGCGGUCGCGAUGUUUUGCUGGUAAGCCAUAACGACGAGUUUGGAGCAAAUGCCAUUCAGCCACUGCAGGGCUUGGGCAGGCAUUUCAGCGUGGCCGAGGCGGAAAAGGCCGCCAACAACCCCAACUGGUGGAAGAUCCAGGAGGCCUGCAUGGACGCCGUUCAUGCUUUCCGCGAUAUUAUCCUCGAGGGCGACUCUACGUUUGACCUGCUCAACUAUUUGAACAUAGUUCGCAAUAUGCGUCACCAGGAAUCGCCCCCUCUAGUCGGUCGCGCUCUCUGGACUCUGAGCACCUACUCCAAGUCGGACCUUUACAAUCCCCAGAUGUUGGCCGAGAUCCUUGAUGUCACGCUGUGCAGCUUGUCGCCGGAGAAGUCGCACAUCCUGAGGAUCAGUGCCGUACGCACCCUGAACGGUUUCCUGCAGGCGAACGAAACUAUCGAGGGGGAGAAGCGCACUUUGCUGGUGUCCAAGCUGCCCGGUUUUCUAGAGGGAAUUAUGGCUUUGGUGCCGGGUUGCAAGGCCACAGUUUUGGCCCUGCUGAUGGAGGCAUUGACCAUCAUGGUCAAGUUUGAUGCGGAAUUCGCCUUUGCCAGCCAGGCCAAGAUUACGCCCUUGGCCAUUGCUGUGUUCCUCAAGUACACCGAGGAUCCGUUUGUGCUGGAAACGGUCCAGGAUCUUAUCAAAGCUCUGUGUCAGCGCAAGGAGUGCCUUGGACCGCUGCAGGAGAAGUUCAUUCCAACAAUCGUGAGCAUCCUGGGGCUGACAGGAGCAGCCUCCACCGAGAAGCAGGACAUUGCUUUAGAUGUCCUGAACACAAUCGUGCGGUACACAGAGCCGCCGCUAAGCAACUCAUUGCUGGAGACUGCCUUUCCCGCCAUAAUCAACUGCGUCAUGCACACGGAUGACCAUGCCGUCAUGGUAGCCGGCGGCGAGUGCCUGCGCAGUUUCAUUAAUGUCUCGCCGGAGCAGAUUUGCAGCUACAAGAAUGGAGAGGGCGUCAACUGCAUCAUGCAGGUGGUGGCUACUGUCCUGCUAAAUCCGAUGAACAGCGAAAUGACGGCGGCCGGCCAAGUUGGACGUCUUGUUAUAACCAUUAUCACAAAGAUGGGUAGCAUGCUGGGUCAAAACGUGGACAUGCUCCUGAAGGCUGUGAUUAGCAAAAUGCAGAACCUUGAGUGCCUAAAAGUGAUCAUGAAUCUGGUUUUAAUCUUUGCCCAUUUGUUCCUUACCCAAAUGGACGCCGUGCUCAAUUUCCUGUCCACUGUUCCCGGACCAAACGGAGAGCCUGCGAUGCAGUUUGUGCUCACCAAUUGGCUUUCGCGCCAAAACUCCUUCUUCGGCAACUAUGAGCGAAAGGUCACCACCAUGGCCCUCUGCAAGUUAUUUGAGUAUGGAGUGGCCACACAAGACAACCGCUUGACCACAAUAACUUUCAAGGAGCUGGUGGACGACCCCACGGAUACCCGUAGACGUACUCGCUCCGUGGCAGCAACAACCCAGAAGUGGGUUACCAUUCCGGCGCUCGUUAAGAUCUUCAAGGUUUUGAUCUCCGAGUACCAGCACUUCCAAGAGAGCAAGACCGAUGAGCCUCUCACGGACAGCGAAGAGGACGGCGAGCCUGAAGAUGCUCCCGGAAAUCCGGCCAAGCCGCGAUACAUCUCCGAUCUGUUCGAAACAGAUGAGGAUAAUGCCGAUGAUGAGCAGCUGCUGCAGGAGCUGCUCAAGGAAACCAACUACCAGGGCGACAUUGCCGACAAUCUGCAGAAGUUCCUUACCACCUUCACGCAGAACGAGCAUUUCCCCACCUUCUACGAACACCUUACCGAGGGCGAACGCCUCGUCCUGCUCAACAAGGUGCAGCAGAAGUAGAAGGAUGCAGCUGGUGGAACCUCUCUUUUUUACGUGUUGUACGUCGAAUUGUGUUAAUUGUAUUUAUAUAUUGUUGCUAACCCUUGGAUUGAAUAAACAUUUAUAUAUUUUCUAAAUAA